Messenger RNA from Zychaea mexicana, 336 nucleotides. RefSeq lists its product as uncharacterized. Lineage: Eukaryota; Fungi; Mucoromycota; Mucoromycetes; Mucorales; Lichtheimiaceae. The record is from RefSeq and is a predicted model, not a curated record. Bases 1 to 336 code for a protein of 111 amino acids. The transcript is spliced from 3 exons.
AUGACAGGGGCGGUGUCUACACGUUAUAAUUAUGAAUAUGCUCCUUUGAUAUUUGAUGGCCAAAUGGGAUUGGUAUACGGUGAAGAACAAAGAGCAGUGAUUAAUGUUACAAAGGUCAAAGAAGCAUGGGAGUUAUUGAAGGCAGGGAAUCGUGUUCUUCAAGAUUAUAGCACGCCAUCAAUUCAGCAACAGAUGGUGAACUUUUUCGUUAAGGAUGAACAGAUGGCCGCAGCAAGAUUAUGUAUAGCGAUCCAAAUCUGUUGUGUCUCUGCUUUCCUUGGCUCUUUACAAAUGGCCAAACGAUUUGGCAGCUUGGCUCGAAUGAAACGACAUUAA